CCGGGCGGAGGGAGGGAGAGGGGGCAGAUGCCAUGGGCCCCCUGCCCAGCCAGCCCUGCCUGGCCCUGGAGGAGGAGGGCUGCUGCCUGGAGCUGCACGAGACCCUCCUGGUGCUAGUGGUCCUCGUCCUGGUGGUCCAGCUGGGACUCAGGCUGGCCUCGCUGGUCUGCCAGUCCCUCUGCUGCCUCCUUCAGCGUUUCUAUGGAGUAGCCUUUGUGAAUGAAUUCGAAAAGCCAACGGCUGCUCCCACCCCCAUGAAGAAGACCCAUAUGCGAAGGCCCUGUGCCCAGUGGUCAGAGUCAGACGUCCCUCGCCGGAGGCGCUGGGAAAGCAGUCCUCCGCAGCCCCGCUGCGUCCACUGCACCCUCGAGCCGGUCAAGCUCACCAUGAAUGUCCAGAACGACCAUUUGCCAUAUAAAGAAAACCAGCGGGUCGGGCGGAGGCCGCAGCCUGACUACCCGACGUACCACCUGCCACACCACCCGCCACACUGUGAUAACUGUGGAUGCGAAACCCGGUACCGUCCCCGAACCGCCUCUGCCCCUGCGGCCUACAUCACCCGAUACCGGGAUGUGGCUUGCGGCUCUUCAGAGCCCAUGUUGUUCUUAAGCAGCAAUGAACGGCGAAACACCCUUGGGGUGGUGAACGAGAUCUAUCCGCGGACACAGGAGAUCUAUCCGCGGACACAGGAGAUCUAUCCACGGACACAGGAGAUCUAUCCGCGGACACAGGAGAUCUAUCCGCGGACACAGGACAUUUAUCCGCGAACGCAGGUCGGAGAGACGCAAUACCACACAAUGGGGACCUCUCCGGACGCCGAAUAUCCAGGGACCAAUCUCACACGUUCCCGUCGGCCGACCAAAGUUUACAUCUACCCAGUGCACCCACAAACCCCGCCAGGAAGCCGGGGAGCCAGCCCCGAUAGACUCCACCGGCGCCGUGCGACGCUAGGUCCGGAGGAGAUGCAGGAAUACAAUCCCCGAGAGCGACGUAAAUCCCGGGAAGUUGAUCGGCAAAGCGGAGGGGUGCCGGGACUGUCCCGGUUCCACAACUUGGUGUCCGAAAUGACCACAGGGAUGGCAGUGCAGACGGAGCCCCCCAACACGAAGCAGCAGCAAACGUGGCCGGAACAGAUGCCCACCUCCGACUGGGUGUACCAGCCGUUGAAGUAGUAGAAACAACGGGAAAAGAUGGGGGAGAAGAAGGAAGAAGAAGAAGAGGGGGAGGAGGAAUGAGAAAGAGGAAGAAGAGCCCUUUGCUACCCCACCUUGACUCAUCUUUGGGCUGGGAGAGAAUUAAGGAAAAAGAAAAACAGUUCCAUGCAUUACAGAAC
Sceloporus undulatus (fence lizard) is the source of this 1333-nucleotide messenger RNA. RefSeq lists its product as uncharacterized. The coding region runs from base 33 to 1172 and encodes 379 amino acids. NCBI's taxonomy places the organism in Eukaryota, Metazoa, Chordata, Lepidosauria, Squamata, Phrynosomatidae. The transcript is spliced from 3 exons. The record is from RefSeq and is a predicted model, not a curated record.